This is a messenger RNA of Cylas formicarius (sweet potato weevil), 1182 nucleotides long. RefSeq names its product serine/threonine-protein kinase 16. Gene Ontology annotation, molecular function: ATP binding; protein serine/threonine kinase activity. Gene Ontology annotation, cellular component: Golgi apparatus; cytoplasm. The record is from RefSeq and is a predicted model, not a curated record. The coding region runs from base 78 to 1034 and encodes 318 amino acids. Lineage: Eukaryota; Metazoa; Arthropoda; Insecta; Coleoptera; Brentidae. The transcript is spliced from 5 exons. Gene Ontology annotation, biological process: protein phosphorylation.
UGAUAGAAAGUCUGUUCCAAAAAAUGUGAGGUUAAAUAUAAUAAAUAACAUAUUGUUAUUAAUUGCAAAUAAGAACUAUGAACACAUUGGGCUUAAGCAUGCUUUUAAAGAUGGGUUGCAUCUGUACUAGGGAGACGGUGGACAUAAAUGGUGUAAAAUACGUUAUCAAAGAGAGACUCGGCGAAGGAGGAUUUUCGUGCGUGGACUUGGUAGAAAACACGUCGACCAAGAAGAAAUACGCUUUGAAACGCAUAACUUGCCACGGCAUAGAGGAUCAAAAGAUAACAAUUGAAGAGAUUGGUUACCACAAAAAGCUCAGACAUCCGAACAUAAUUGAACUGAUUGAUUCUGUUAUCAAAGGUUCGGCGGAUAUAGUUGUCCAAACGACGUCAGAAGCGUUCCUUGUGCUUCCUUAUUAUCCCAGGGGCACACUGCAUGAUUACUUGACUAUCAGGUCAUUUUCUAAAAAGUUUUUGGAGGUUAGGGACAUUGUGAGGCUGUUUUUAGAGAUUUCCGACGCAGUAAGGUAUAUGCACAGCUACAUUCCGGAGCCGAUAGCUCACAGGGACCUGAAAACCGGCAAUGUUUGCCUGACGGAUAAUAUGGACCCUAUUUUAAUGGAUUUAGGAUCGUGCGCCCCGGCCAAAGUGCAAAUAUGUGGGGCGCAGGAUGCUCAAAAGUUACAGGAUGUUGCUUCCGAAAGGUGCUCAAUGACAUAUAGGGCUCCAGAGCUAUUUCAUGUUGAGAGCUAUUGUGUAAUUGAUCAGAGGACAGAUAUUUGGAGUCUGGGUUGUAUACUUUAUGCCUUGCUGUAUUUUAAAUCUCCAUAUGAUGUAGUUUAUGAGAGGGGUGAUUCUGUGAACCUCGCUGUAAUAUCGGGGGUUAUUCAUUUUCCGGAAGACUCGCCGUUUGAUAAGAACCUGCAUGAUCUGAUCCUUUUUAUAUUGAAAUCGAACCCCACGGAGAGGCCUUUCAUAGAUGACGUCAUAGCUAAAGUCACCGAGUUUCAAAGAAAAGUCGAGAACGCCGUGUAAAUUCGGGUCAAUAUACUUUUAAAAUAUUUUUUUUUUUGUACCAUUGUAAAUAAGUCACCCUUUUUGGAAUUUUUAUAUUGUUAGAUUGCAAGUUUCUUGCAUAUGCUGUCGCCUUUACACCGACAUUUGCAUAUUACAGUGACGCUGC